CCAACCUUCAAGAUUCAGUGAUACUGGUUUGUUGCUCUUAUCAUGAGAAAAAAAUGCAAUAUUCAAUUAUUUUAGUGCUUGUAUUGCAGCAUAUUACUAAAGUUGAUUCUUUAAAGUAUAUGGUUAAUAUCACUCAUUGACAAGGAUCCCAGUGUUAUAUUUCAUCAGUUAAUUGAGAAAUAAUUUAUACUUGUUUUUUACACCAAAUAUAAACUCCAAACCAGAACACUACAAUUUUCUAUUCAUACUUCUGUUCAGGACAAUUCUCUUGGGCACUUUUGAAAUCUGACCAUAACUAGCAUGGGUGCAUGAAGUAGUGGGAUAGGGAAGAUUCCCCCCCCCCACGAAAAAUAUAUUAUGAGAAUGGAUGGAUCGCUUAUAAACUGUCUCUGAUGUCACUGUAAUGCAUUAUAAAAAUGUAAUACAUUAUUUAAUAUGUGAGAUUUGCCAGGAUCCUUUGUAGUUGCAGUUGCACAGCUUUAUAAGUUAAGGAAAAUUUGCCUGGUUCAAAAAGCCCUUUGGUCAGCUUAGUUCCAGCAAUAAAAUACUACAAAAGGUGUAUUCUGGUGGAUGAUAUUACAAAACAAUAAAAUAAAUAAAGUGAGAUAAAGGAGCGCUAUAGUGUUAGGAAUACAAAACUUAAUGCUAUAGUAUGCCUCUGUCCCUAAUGUAUUAGAUGCCCUCCCUUGUGUAUAAAGGGUUGAAAACCCUUAUUUCACUCACCUUAAUUCCAGCACCAAGUUCCCUCGCUCCAUCAACUCCUUCCAUGACAUGAGGACAAUGAAAGAUCUAAUGUGCAUGCGUGGCAAGUUAAACUAGAGGUUGACUUAACCCUGUCAUCACAGUUGUAACUAGGAACCACCAGGCCCCCAUGCGAAAAUUGACCUUAGGUCCCCUGUAUGUCUCAUUCCACCCCCUAGCAUCUCUGUGCAUCUCAUUCCAUCCCAGCCUGUCCAUGUGUCUCAUUCCCUAGCCCCCAUAUGUAUCUCUCCUCUAGCCCCCCCAACCACAUCAUGUGUUUCUCUCUUCCCAACCCCCCAUUACCUCCAUGUGUCUCCCCAAGCCCACUCUGUCCCCCAUCCUCCCUCCAUGUGUCUCUCUCCCCUAGCCCCCAUAAGUUUCUGUCCCCUAGUUAACCCCCCAUGCAUCUCUCCCCUAGUCCCCAUGUGUCUGUGUCCAUCUCCCCCAGUCCCCAUGAGUUCCUGUCCCCUAGUUAACCCCCAUGCGUCUCUCUCCCCUAGUCCCCAUGUGCAGGGCCGGACUGGGGACACAAAGCAGCCCUGAAAAAAAAAAAUCUAUGGCAGCCCCAUAAGUCAUUGUGGAGAGAUUGAGAGAUAAUAUUGGAAUAUUUAUUUUUCAAUUCAAAAUAUUAGUCCUUUUAGGGUAAUUAUACAGUAAAGCAUACUCACAUGCAGAGACAGACAAUCUUACUGAUGCACACAAACAGGCUCAUUGACAGACAAUUUCAAUGACACACACAGACAAGGUUACUGGUACACAAACAAAUUUUGUACAUACAAACUCUGAUACACACAUGCUCACCACAGACAAGCUCACUAUCACACACACAGAAGCUCACUCACUAGCAGAUGCACGCGCACACACACACAGAAGCUCACUCACUCACUAGCAGAUGCACACACACACAAAGGCACCCACCCACACACAGAGGCAGGCACCCCGGCAGUCACACACAAACACACACAGAGGCAGACAGUCACACACACACACACACAGAGGCAGACAGUCACACACACACAGGCAGACAGUUAUACUGACCUGCUUCUUACCUUCACAUCCCUUGGAGCUUCUGGAGGCUUGUUGUUGGGGAAGCAGGGACUCCUUCCUGCUUCCCAUGCUGCAUUAACAAGGCCCCCCCGCUAAUAAUAAUAAUAAUUCCGUCCAUGUGUGAGCUGUGCCAGCCGCCUGGAUCCCCUUGUUCCCAUGGGGUCACAGCUCACACAUGGCCGGCCGGGAUCACAGAAGCCUGAGCAAUGAUUAGGGCUGUCAGCCCAGCCUCAGGUGCCAUGGCCCAGUGGGAAAUUUCCCUGUAGGCCAGUCCAGCUCUGCCAUAUGUCCCUCUCCCCUAGCCCCCCCAUGAGUUUCUGUCCCCUAGUUAACCUCUCUCCCCUAAUCCCCAUGUGUCCCUUUCCCAUAGCCCUCCAUGAGUCUCUCUGCCCCUAGUUAAGCGCCAUGAGUCCCUCUCCCCCUAGUCCACAUGAUUGUGUCUCCCUCUCCCCCUAGUACCCAUGUGUCCCUCUCCCCUAGCCCCCCAUGAGUUUCUGUCAACAAGUCAACCCCCAUGCGUCUCUCUCCCCCCUAGUCCCCAUGAGUGUGUGUGUUUCUCUCCCCCUAGUCCCCGUGUGUGUGUCUCUCUCUCCCUUAGUCCCCAUGUGUGUGUGUGUCUCUCUCCUCCCUAGUCCCCGUGUGUGUGUGUUCUCCCCCCUAGUCCCUGUGUGUGUGUGUCUCUCCCCCCUAGUCCCCAUGUGUGUGUGUCUCUCCCUCCUAGUCCCUGUGUGUGUGUGUCUCCCCCCUAGUCCUCAUGUGUGUGUGUCUCUCCCCUAGUCCCCAUGUGUGUGUGUUCUCCCUAGUCUGUGUGUGUCUGUCUCCCCAGUCCCCAUGUGUGUGUCACUCCCUAGUCCCAGUGUGUGUGUCUCUCUCCCCUAGUCCCCAUGUGGUGUGUCUCUCCCCCUAGUCCCCAUGUGUGUGUGUCUCUCCCCAGUCCAUGUGUGUGUCUCUCCCCUAGUCCCUGUGUGUGUGUGUCUCCCCCUUAGUCCCCAUGUGUGUGUGUCUCCCCCCUAGUCCCCAUGUGUGUGUGUCUCUCUCUCCCCCAGUCCCCGUGUGUGUCUGUGUGUCUCUCCCCUCUAGUCCCCAUGUGUGUGUGCGUCUCUCCCCUAGUCCCCGUGUGUGUGUCUUUCUCCCCUCUAGUCCCUGUGUGUAUAUGUGUGUGUCUCUCCCCCCAGUCCCUGUGUGUAUGUGCGUGUGUCUCUCUCCCCCCUAGUCCCCGUGUGUAUGUGUGUGUGUCUCUCUCCCCCCUAGUCCCCGUGUGUAUGUGUGUGUGUCUCUCUCCCCCCUAGUCCUAGUGUGUGUGUGUCUCUCCCCCCCCUAGUCCCCAUGUGUGUGUGUGCCUCUCUCCCCCCUAGUCCCCAUGUUUGUGUCUCUCCCCCCUAGUCCCCAUGUGUGUGUCUCUCCCCCGUAGUCCCCGUGUGUAUGUGUGUGUGCUCUUCUUCCCUAGUCCCAUGUUUGUGUUCUCUCCCCCAAGCAGUCCCCUAUGUGUGUGUUUUCCCCCAGUCCCUCAUGUGUGUGUUCCUCCCCCAGUCCACAUGUGUGUCUCUCCCCAGUCCCCGUGUGUAUGUGUGUGUGUGUCUCUCCCCUAGUCCCCGUGUGUGUGUGUGUCUCUCUCUCCCCCCUAGUCCCCGUGUGUGUGUGUCUCUCCCCCCUAGUCCCCGUGUCUGUGUCUCUACCCCCAGUCCCUGUGUGUGUGUCUCUACCUCCAGUCCCCGUGUGUGUGUCUCUCUCCCCCCUAGUCCCCGUGUGUGUGUGUGUCUCUCUCUCCCCCCUAGUCCCAGUGUGUGUGUGUCUCUCUCUCCCCCCUAGUCUCUGUGUGUAUGUGUGUGUCUCUCUCUCCCCCCUAGUCUCCGGGUGUAUGUGUGUGUCUCUCUCUCCCCCCUAUUCCCCAUGUGUAUGUGUGUGUCUCUCCCCCUAGUCCCCAUGUGUAUGUGUGUUUGUCUCUCUCCCCCUAGUCCCUGUGUGUAUGUGUCUCUCUCCCAUGUGUCUCUCUCUCCCCCCUAGUCCCCAUGUGUGUCUCUCUCUCCCCCCUAGUCCCCGUGUGUAUGUGUGUGUCUCUCUCUCCCCUAGUCCCCGUGUGUAUGUGUGUGUCUCUCUUUCCCCCCUAGUCCCCGUGUGUAUGUGUGUCUCUCUCCCCCCUAGUCCCCGUGUAUGUGUGUGUCUCUCUCUCCCCUAGUCCCUGUGUAUGUGUGUCUCUCUCUCCCCUAGUCCCUGUGUAUGUGUGUGUCUCUCUCUCCCCUAGUCCCCAUGUGUGCCUCUCUCCCCUAGUCCCUGUGUGUGUCUCUCUCCCAUAAGUCCCUGUGUGUGUGUCCCCCUAGUCCCUAUGUGUGUCUCUCUCUCCUCCUAGUCCCCAUGUGUAUCUCUCUCUCCCCUAGUCCCUAUGUGUAUCUCUCCCUGUAGUGUGUCUCUCUCCCUCCCCCUAGUCCCCAUGUGUCUCUCCCCCUAGUCCCAUGUGUCUCUCUCCCCUAGUCCCUAUGUGUGUCUCUCCCCCCCAGUCCCCAUGUGUCUCUCUCCCCCAGUCCCCAUGUGUCUUUCUCCCCCCUGCCCCAUGUGUCUCUCGAUGUGCCUCUCUCCCCUAGCUGUCCCAGCCCUUCCACAUGUCUCUCCCCUAGUCCCCUUCCAUAUGUUUCUUUCCACUAGCCCCCCAUUAGUCCCAUUACCUCCCUUCCCUCCUGUACAUGUUUGUGGCUGCCGUGGGAUCCAUCUGACGGGAAGUGCUCUCUCAUUGAAUGCUCUCUCAGCUGCAGCGAUUGGGGAGCAGUGGCGGACUGACCACUCAGGCAGAUCGGUUGUGGACCGAGGGCCUGAACCAGUCCCCAUGUGUGUCUCUCUCUCCCUCCUAGUCCCCAUGUGUGUCUCUCUCUCCCCCCUAGUCCCCAUGUGUUUCUCUCUCUCCCCCCUAGUCCCCAUGUGUUUCUCUCCCCCCUAGUCCCCAUGUGUCUCUCUCCCCCCCAUGUGUCUCUCUCCCUCCCAUGUGUCUCUCGAUGUGCCUCUCUCCCCUAGCUGUGGACCGAGGGCCUGAACCAGUCAGAGGCCCGGCUGAACAGCCAUGCUCUGGCUGGGGAGAUCUAUAUUUGAUCUUCCCAGCCAGAAAGCAAUAGUUCUUCCCUCCCCAUUUUUCCAGUAAAGUGACGCAAUCAUCUCUUCUGAGUUAGUCCUGGCAGCCAUCCUACUCUGCCAGGUCUCCUCCAUGCUUUGCUCUGUGUGAGAGGGAAGAGGUUGGGCUGGAGGAAAGAAAGUGUCUCUCUCCUGUGCUCGCUCUUCUGUUGUGCAGAGUGCUCGCUGAAUAUUAGGAGCAGCCUGGCAGAGACAGACCAGGGAUGUUCUUUAAUAUUUUACAUAUCCCACCCUGCACAGGCUCCCUGCACCCUGCACGCACAGGCUCCAUAAUACCCUGCACAGCCCCCCCACCUCCAUUAUACCCUGCACAGUCCCCUCACCCCCAUUAUACCCUGCACAGCCCCCCAUUAUACCCUGCACAGAGCUCCCAAUUAUACCUUGCACAGCCCCAUUAUACCUUGCACAGCUCCCCCCAUUUCUCCAUGUACCCUGCACAGAUCCCCUCAUAUCAUGGGUGUAUAUUGGCUGAACACAGAGGAAAUGUCUUGGGCCACACAUAAAACCUAUACUAUAAUUAGUUUAUAUAAUAAAACUUAAAAACACAUUUUAUUUUUGUUUAGUAGACAACUCCCUUAUUUGUUAUACUUAUGUGGAAUUUCCAUAUUUAAGCAUACCAAACUAGGGAGCUAUCUACUAAAUACAUACACAUGUAUAUGCAUAUAGUUUGGGACACUGUAACAAAUGGAAGAGCCUAACCUGCUUUUAUGGGGAUUUUACUAUAUACCAGUUCGGGACAUUUGAAGCAUUCAUCAUACGAAUGCAAACUAUUGUACCACUAUUUGUAUCAGCCAUAUUUGCAUAUAAGUAGUAGCAACAAGGUUGCAAACAAGUCCAUAGUCCAGUAUUCUAUUCACACUAACUAGAGAACCAUGUAUUUCUAUUAAUCAUCUGGUACUUUGACAGGUUUAUGUAUAUUCCAUGUUUGUUGAUAAAUUUAGGUAUUGUGUUAGAACACUGUAAUGCUUAACUGUCAAUUCCGAUUCAAAGACAGGAGAAAACUCAAACAAUUGUCAGCUUACUUGUGUUAACUUUUGUAUGUAACUUGUAACUAGACACAAUAAAGCAGCACUGUCAUAAUUUUUUCUCUUUCAGUUUGUUUUCCUUAUACCACUUGCAUGUUAUAUUGCCUAUAGCCACUUGUCAUUUAUACUUAUUUUUUCUUUCCUUGCACCACAUCUCAAUACUUGGGCAACUCAUUUUGUUCUCCUCUGCCUAUGAUAUUUGCUUUGUGCCCUUCUGUGGAAUUCGUUUUAUCAAUAGAUUGUGUGCAAACUAAUUAAAUGGAACGUUGCUUAACUUCCACCCAUUGCCAAAAAAUUGCUAAACAUCAUACUUAACCAUAGGAAAACAUAGUCAUUGUUUUUUCUUAGAUAUAUCUAAAGGUGAUUUAAAAAAAAAUAAAAAAAGUAGAAAGUAGAAAGAGAGGGACAAAAAGGGAUUCUUUUAAUAACUAAACCUGCAAGUGACAAUCUCUAUGUCAAAUCUGGCAAUCAAUAGGUAAUAGGACACACAUAAUCUUUCCUUGCUACUUAUUAUCUGUUUAUGUUUUAUACUUUUUUUUUUAAACACAGAUGCCCCAUCAUGUAAUGAUUGUAACGGGACUGAUGCUGUCUGUCUUACUCAAAAUACAAUACCGGCAAGGACCUAUGUCUCAUGCUAUUGCAAGGAUGGAAGUCUUGGAAAUGGCCUUAACUGUACAAAGUUAGUGUAUUGCAGCAGUAGUUGCUGUGAUCAAGGAUACUACUAUAAUUCUGCCACAAAAAAAUGUGUAGAUAUAAAUGAAUGUGUUUCUACGAACAAUUGCCUUUCAGGAACAACAUCUGAUUGUUUAAAUAUCAAUGGCAAUUACUUGUGUAGAUAUAAUAAAAACAGACUGUGCCCAUCCACUGCAUGUAACAAUUCCAUGGACUGUAUCCUAAAAAAUAACACUCUAGGGUGUGAUGACCCCUGUGUUUAUUACGAUUGGCUUGAUGGAUCAGAUAGAUACUAUUCAAUCAACUCUACAAAAAGAUUCCUCACCGAUCGUUACAAUUUUGGCUGGUUCAGAUAUAAAAAUGGGAUGGGAAUAAAAAACGGAUGUGUUGGACCCUUAAAAUGUAAUUCUCUACGUCCACUUUCAUUAAAUGGUACCCAUCCAACGUUUGAAGAAGGAGUUAAGAUGGUUUCUGUCUACAUUAAUCAUGAUACAGGCUGCAAAGCUGGAACACCUAUCCCAGUAAAGGCGUGUUAUAGGAAUAGUGAAACAUAUUAUGUUUACAAGUUUUCAGGGCUCUUAACCUACGAUGUUUAUUGCACAGGUAAGAAUAUGCACGUUUUACAUUUACAAAGUUAUAGAGUUGUAAAUUGCAGUAUAAUAGACUUCCUAAGAUUUGUUUAGACAUUGCAUAAAGUAGUAUGUCUUUGAGAUAUAGUAAUUAUAUAUUGGGCAGAAUGUUUACAUUUUCUAAUUGUAUUUUUUUUUCUUUAUUUCAGAUUAUGUUAUUCCGCCCACCACCACCACCCCUGAGCCUACCACCACUACUACAACACCUACCACCACCACCACCACCCCUGAGCCCACUACUACAACAACCCCAGUACCCACUACCACCCCUACUACAACACCUACCACCACCACCCCUGAGCCCACUACUACAACAACCCCAGUACCCACUACCACCCCUACUACAACACCUACCAACACCACCCCUGAGCCCACUACUACAACAACCCCAGUACCCACUACCACCCCUACUACAACACCUACCACCACCACCCCUGAGCCCACUACUACAACAACCCCAGUACCCACUACCACCCCUACUACAACACCUACCAACACCACCCCUGAGCCCACUACUACAACAACCCCAGUACCCACUACCACCCCUACUACAACACCUACCACCACCACCCCUGAGCCCACUACUACAACAACCCCAGUACCCACUACCACCACUGAGCCUACCACCACCCCUGAGCCCACUAGUACAACCCAUGAACCUACCACCACCCAUGAGCCUACUACCACCUCUACCCUCACUACCCCCGAACCUACAACCACUCCUGAGCCCACUACUAUGACAACCCCUGAACCCACUACCACUACUGAGCUUACUACCACUACUAUUACCACCCCUGAGCCUACUACCACCACAACCCCUGAACCCACCACCACUCCUGAGCCCACUACUACAACAAGCUCUGAACUCACUACCACUCCUGUGCCCACUACUAUGACAACUCUUGAACCCACUACCACAACUGAGCUUACCACCAGCCCUACCACCACCGCUGAGCCCAAUACUACAAGCCCUGAACCCACGACCACCCCUGAGCCUACCACCACGACGACUCUUGAACCAACUACCACCACGAUUACCACCCCUGAGCCUACCACCACCCCUGAGCCUACCACCACAACUCUUGAACCCACUACCACCCCUGAGCCUACCACCACGACAACUCUUGAACCCACUACCACCACCAUUACCACCCCUGAGCCUACCACCACCCCUGAGCCUACCACCACAACUCUUGAACCCACUACCACCCCUGAGCCUACCACCAUCCCUAUUACCACCCUCGAGCCUACCCCCACCACUGAGCCUACCACCACUACCAUUACCACCCUCGAGCCUACCACCACCACUCCUACCACCACCCCUGAGCCCAGUACUACAGUCCCUGAGCCUACGACCACCCCUGAGCCCAAUACUACAGUGCCUGAACCCACAACCACCCCUGAGCCCAAUACUACAGUGCCUGAACCCACAACCACCCCUGAGCCCACCACCUCCUCAACCUCUGAACCAACCACAACUCCUGAGCCCACCACCGAGCCUAUAACCACUCCUGAACCCACUACCACAACCCCUGAGCCCACUACCACCCCUGAGCCUACCACCACAACUCUUGAACCCACUACCACCUCUGAGCCUACCACCACGACAACUCUUGAACCCACUACCACCCCUGAGCCUACCACCACCCCUGAGCCUACCACCACAACUCUUGAACCCACUACCACCUCUGCGCCUACCACCACGACAACUCUUGAACCCACUACCACCACCAUUACCACCCCUGAGCCUACCACCACAACUCUUGAACCCACUACCACCCCUGAGCCUACCACCACCCCUAUUACCACCCUCGAGCCUACCACCACCCCUGAGCCUACCACCACCACUCCUACCACCACCCCUGAGCCCAGUACUACAGUCCCUGAGCCUACGACCACCCCUGAGCCCAAUACUACAGUGCCUGAACCCACAACCACCCCUGAGCCCAAUACUACAGUGCCUGAACCCACAACCACCCCUGAGCCCACCACCUCCUCAACCUCUGAACCAACCACAACUCCUGAGCCCACCACCGAGCCUAUAACCACUCCUGAACCCACUACCACAACCCCUGAGCCCACUACCACCAUCGAGCCUACCACCACGACCAUUACCACCAUCAGUCCUACCACCACAACUAUCCCCACCACCCUAGAGCUCACUACUACAACCCCUGAACCCACCACCACUCCUGAGCCCACUACUACAGCAACUCCUGAACCUCCUACCACCACUGAGUCCUCCACCACCUCUGAGCCUACCACCACACCUCUUGAACCCACUACCACCCCUGAGCCUACCACCACCCCCAUUACCACCCUCGAGCCUACCACCACCACUGAGCCUACUACCACUACCAUUACCACCCUCGAGCCUACCACCACCCCUGAGCCUACCACCACCCCUCCUACCACCACACCUGAGCCCAAUACUGAAGUCCCUGAGCCUACCACAACCCCUGAGCCCAAUACUACAGUCCCUGAACCCACGACCACCCGUGAGCAUACCACCACAUUAGCCUCUGAACCAACCACAACUCCUGAGUCCACCACCACAACCACAAGCCCUUCACCCACCACCGAGCCUAUAACCACUCCUGAACCCACUACCACAACCCCUGAGCCCACUACCACCAUCGAGCCUACCACCACGACCAUUACCACCAUCAGUCCUACCACCACAAUCCCCACCACCAUAGAGCCCACUAAUACAACCCCUGAACCCACCACCACUUCUGAGCCCAUUACUACAGCAACUCCUGAACCUCCUACUACCACUGAGUCCUCCACCACCCCUGAGCCUACCACCACUAGCAUUACCACCUCUACCCUCACUACCCCUGAGCCCACUACUACCACAACCUCUGAACCAACUACCACCACUGAGCCUACCACCACUCCUGAGCCCACUACUACAGCAACCCCUGAACCCACCACCACUGAGUCUACAACCACUCCUGAGCCUACCACCACUACCAUUACCACCCUCCAGCCUACCACCACCCCUGAACCCACUACUACAACCUCUGAGCCCACCACCACAGCCACAGAGCCUACCACCACAAGCCCUACACCCAUCACCUCUGAGUCUAUCACCACUCCUGAACCCACUACCACUACUGAGCCUAUCACCAUUCCUGAUACCACUACCACCACAAUUACAACCAUCAGUCCUACCACCACCCCUGAUCCCACCACUCCUGGAUGUGUGGACGAUGAGAAUAUAAAAUUAAAGAUAUCCAUUUUCAGUGACUCAAGACUGGCCAAUCUGCUUUACAGUGCAUAUACAAUCUUGCCUAAAACCCCAUUAUAUGUAGCUCUGGAAGCUAAAUAUAGUGGUACUAAAACUCAUAUUUUAAUCAUCAAUUCAUUCUAUGCCAGCAACGAUACAGAGAGAGGGUACAUUGAGCCUUUUAUUUUGGAUGGGUGAGUAUUGCAGAAUAAUUUCACAAAAUGUAAAGCUUUAGUUACCCAAAGAUGAUGUAUGUGUAAGUAAUGUGAAAGUAAUAAGGUUUCUACAAAAUCUAUUAACAUUUGGCCAUAUUUUUAAAGAUAUUUUAUGCAUAGUACUAUAAAACAAAUAAUGCAAAGCAAUACAUUAGAAAGAUUUGCAUUUCCCCAUGAUAACACCUUCUGCAGUGAGUUUUCACCAAAUCAGAAAGUUACUCAUACUGCUCAUUUAACUAUGCACAGCCCGUCUGACCCCUAUCUUAUAGUAAUAGUGUUUUGUUUAAAAUGGUUUCUGGAAAUUCAGUUCUUACAGGGCUAAUCAAUAAACUAGGAAUUAAUAGCAAAAUUCAAUAUUAAGGCCAAAAACAGAAUUCACUUGGAAAAUUAACUUUGAAUUCACAUUGAAGUUCUGUCAAUGCUAACUUUAAUGAAUAACCCUCUUAGUAUUUAACUAUAAAAAAGAUAACAGCUGAAUCACAUUUGCAAAAACUCCAACAAAACAUGAUAUAUAUGGAACAAAAAUGUUUAAGGAUGCAUAAAAAUGGUGGGCUAGUUUAGCACAGCCUACUAACUGACUGUAACAUAAAUUACACCCAACACGUUACACUUAGUGUUUGGGUUGGGUUAGGGUAAGGUAAGGGUUAUGCUGGGUUAGGUUAAUGCUGUUUAGGGUGGUGGGAUUCAGCCAGUUUAUGCGAACCUGCUGCUAACAUUUUUUUCUCAUUUAUAGUUUUUAUUGAUGUUUUAACAAGAUAGUACAUACAUCGUAGAGCAUUGUUUUACAGAAUAGUCUUAAAUAUUGUUAUUUCGACAUUAAGUACAGAGUGCAAGCAGUUGCGGUCAGUAAUAGCUGAGAGCGUCCGCUAGCCAUUGUUAUGCGCUUUUGUAGGAUGAGUACAUUAUGGAAUAAUUUAACUAACUGGGGAGUUGGGAGAGGGUACAGAAAGGAAAGAGGGAGUAACGGGGGAUAUAUGUCAACCAAUACCAAUAUUUCGUGCCCAUUUGGCUGUAGCUUGUUCGCCUAUCUGUGCACAUCAGCCGUCCGAUAUCAGUUGUGGGGUCCCGUGUGUGCUGUGCCGUGGGAAUGUUUUGUAGUGUGUUUUGUGGGAUGCUCUGUGAGGUGCUUCUGCUAGGUUGCCUGAAGUGUGAGCCAACUGGCCCAGUCUUUCUCAUAUUUCUCUAUGCAUCCGUUUGUUUUGCUUGCCAUCCUCUCGUAUGCGCUUAUUUGGUCCAUUUUGGAUCGUAUACUGUCUAUUGGGGGAAUCUGUGUGCUCUUCCAACUGCCAGCUAGGGUUAUUUUAGCUAUCGUGAGGAUGUUCAAGAUUGCCUUUUUAUGGGGGUGUAGAGAUAGUUCUGGGAUGAUAUGAAGUAUGAAUUUUUCUGCAUGUGGUGCAAUGAGAAGCUGUGUCCUGUGAGAGAUCAUGGUCUGGACUUGGUUCCAGAAUGUUUUUAGCUUGGUGCAGCUCCAGAAUAUGUGGAGCAUCGUUCCAGUGCCAGUGCCGCAUCUCCAGCAUAAUUCCGAAGAGCCUGUGUACAUUUUCGCCAGUCUGUGCGGCACUAGGUACCACCUCAUUGUUAUUUUGCAGUAAGCCUCCCACAGCGAAAGACUGCGUGAGGCUUGUUUGGUUUGUGCUAAUGCCAUAUGCCAUUCUGUUAAGGAGAACUGAUUGCCUAUGUCUCUUUCCCAUUGUAACAUCUAUUUCAGUUUGUCUGGGUUUGCGUUUGUGAGAAGUUCGUGGUAGCAUAGAGCUAGUGGUUUGGCUGAUUUGCUUAAGAGUAACUGGUGGGGUGUGAUGGCCUUAGUAUAGGGUUUGCCUAUGAUGUUUUUGAAACAGUUUUGUAUUACAUUUUUAACCCUUAAAUAAAGAUAGAGGUCCCUAGGUUCCAGGUUUAGUUCUUUUUGGAGCUCGGAAAUGGUUUCGCCUGUUCCUCUUUUACUAGGUCGCGGACCUUUCUCGCGCCCUUCGCCUGCCAUCUCCCUAGCUGCAAUUCUGGGGAGCAGGCUGCUAAUGCUUCUAUCGGUGCUUCUUCCACUACCCAUGGACCCCACUCUUUCCAAGCAUGUAGAAGGGUCCCUGAGCAGUGAAGCGCCUUUUUUGUCUGGGUUCGGGCAAUGGAGCUUGUCCAUAAGUGAUGACUCAGGUUUUAUGUACUGUAGCGGAACGCCAAUAAUAAAUCCUCGAAUUCCGCUGGUCCAGAAACGAAUCCACAGUCAAGCGCUGAAAACAACAAGGCAAUAUCCCCAACCUCCCAAUAACCGGACGAGACACAGUUUUGGGAGUCAACUGAAAUCCUUUUAAUCGGCAAGACAAUUUAUACAAGUCCCCAUGCAAGGGGUUUCCUGAGUCCCUCCCCAGGGGCACUCCCAGAGGGGACUACAUGGGGGACUUACAGUACAACAUAUUUCUCCCAUCAGGCACCGCUGCACGAGAGGGAUCAUCCUCCCAGAAUGCACCGUUAAGGGGAUUAUCCCCUCGUGCAGCAGAACCGGCAAUUUACACAAAAAUCUAUAACUUAUUAAAUAUACGGUGGAUUUACACGAAUGGACGUUCGGUAGAUAGCUGGGGUCUGGGCGCAUCAUUCGUGAGAUUGCCGCUCAGAUCCCAGCUAAAAUAACCGAACGCCGCACAGAAAACACAUUUCUUUCAAAACACACGAAAAGAACCGAUUACUUUUAGUGAACCUGGUCCUGAAACUCCCGAACGUCCUGGAGGCUCAGCGGUGUUCGUGCCGUUGAAUAACUAUUGGUAAUGCUAUGCGUUCGACAACACGGACCCGCUGAAGAACAAGGGAUCCAAGAUGGCCGACCGCCGCAUGGUCGGUAGUCGAACAACGGCCACCCAGGAGAGCCUCGAAUUACCGAUUGCAACAAUGUUGCAAUCGGUUAACUAGCGCCACACGCCUCUAAGUGUGUGGGCUAUUAGGGGGUAUUGCGUUCGCUUCAUGAACGGCCCUCCAAAGUGCCGUUCGUGAAACGAACGGGAAUCCCCAUACAAACCGCCAUUGGCAUUCGGCUAAACAGGUAAUUACAGUCUCUGCAGAAAAUACAUCAAGCACAUACAUAAGAAUAAAGCGCAUAUCUCCCCAGACUCGUAGGCAACCCUUAAAGGCACAGUCUCUAGUUAUAGUUCAAGUGGCUAGGUUUGCCACAUGUACCUAAGCAUGUGCUUUCAAGUGGGAGCCAGAAUGGACAAUGGGAGGGUUUGUUGAUGCGUAAAAGUCUUAUCCCUUGUGCCAGAAGGGAUGCCCUAUAAUAAGCUUUUAUGUCCAGUAGACCCAGUCCCCCUUUUGUGUAGGUGAGCCCCAUGCAACCCUUAGCUACCCUGGGCGGCUUUUUUUUCCCAGAGGUGAGCGUUGAUAGCGCUUUGAAAUUGUUUAAGCAAUGAGUUCGGGAGAGCUAUGGGUAGGGUUCUGAAGAGGUAUAGUUUAUGUGGCAAAGCCAUCAUCUUUAUGAGGUUAAUUCGGCCUAGCCAUGAUACCUCCAGAUUCUCCCAAUUCCUGAGUGUAUUUUUAAUUUUGCUGAGGAUUGGGUAGUGGUUUUCUUUUAUUAUGUUUUGAAAGUAUUUAACUAGUUUCACUCCUAAGUAUUGGAGGGAGGACGUGUGCCAGUCAAAUGCGUGGCCGCUUUUUAAUGCAUCCAGAGUGGUACGUGGCAGGUUUAUAGGCAGUGCCUGGGUUUUAGCUAGGUUGUUCUUAUAAUAUGAGAUUUUCCCAUACCUCGUCAACGUUUCAAGGAAGGGGGGCAUGGAGGACCCAGGGUUUGUGAUGAUCAGUAGGAUGUCAUCUGUGAAAAUAGCUAGUUUUUUAGUUCCUCCCGGUGUGGUUAGACCUUGUAUGGAUGCAUCCUGUUUAAUGCUUCUGAUUAAGGGUUCUAAGCAUAGAAUGAAGAUUGAGGGGGGAAGAGGGCAUCCCUGCCGGGUACCAUUGCGAAUGUCGAAUUGGCAGGAGAUGAACCCAGUGCUAAAGACUUUAGCGGAUGGGUAUUGGUAUAGUGCCAUUAUGCUUGAUCUAAAAGCAGACAGGAACCCCAUCUGCGUUAGAGUGAGAACCAUAUAGCUACAGUGUAGCCGAUCAAAGGCAUUUUCGGCGUCUAAUGCAAGUAGUAGACCAGCUUGAUGUGAUUUGUUGGCCCGUUAUGUCAAAUUUAGAAAGUGCCUGGUGUUAUUUCCUACCUACCUGUUCUUCUGAAGCGAGGUCUGGGAUGAUGGGCUUAAGUCUGGACGCUAUGAGUUUAGCAUAGAGUUUGGUGUGUACAUUUAAUAAGGAGAUUGGGCGUAGGUUUGCGCAUUGGGUAGGGGGGUUUGUUAGGUUUUGGCAAUGUCACUAGAUGCGCCUCCAGCAAUUCUUUGGGCAUGGAUCAGCAGUCUUUGAUGUAAUUAAAUAGUUUAGUGAGGGGUGCCAUUAAUUGGUUUGCUAAUUUAACAUAGUAGCAGUUGGAGAGCCCGUCUGGGCCUGGGGCCUUUUGUUUGGGUAGAGAUGUUAUGGCUGCUGCGACUUCCUCUUCUGUGAAGGGACUCUCGAGGAAGGCGCACUCUGCCUGUGUCAGGCAUGGUAGAGGCGUCUUCUCUAGGAAGGAGCUUAUUUCCUCCUCAUUUGGUUGGUGGGUGUUGGGGUCUGUCUCUAAUUGGUAUAAUGAUGCGUAAUAAUUCGCCAAUUCGUUCACUAUGUCUUGGGGAUUGUAUAGCUUGUCCCCACUCUUAGAGGUUAUGUAGGGGAUUUUUGAUUGUAAUUAAGUGUUCUUGCAAGAACACUUAUUGUUAUCUCAUAUAUAUAUUAUUAUUCUUAUUAUAGCCAAAUUUGCCAUCCUAACUCCUCCCACAGUUUUUACACUACAUAGACCAAAAUUUACCAAAACGUGCAGAUUGUUCCCGAUCGGAUUGUUAUUACUUUGUGGAACGUUUCGCCGAAUGGUUCACGGAAUAUCGUCGUUUUUGUGGCGCAAUUUGUCCCAUAGGAAUGAAUGGCAAAGCUAGAGUGGGAGCUGCCAAAAGCUGAAAAAUCAGGACAUGAUUUCUAAACUGCCACCACUCCCUCAUUUUCAAGCCCACCUACACAAAUCUUAUAUCAAAACGUUCAGCUAUCCCUGCUGCCACUAAACAUGUAAACGGCUAAGCCGUAGUCCUGAUAGUUUUCACAAUAUGACCAUUUGUUUGCAACCAACGCCGUCCAUUGACAUUCAUUGAAACUUCAUUCUGCAAAGCUCAAAUUUGAAGUGCAAUUUCUAAACUGCGACUGUGCCUUCAUUUGUAAUACUUCAGAGACAUACUAUGCAUCAAAAUGUAGGUCUGGGUCUUGUGAUUCUCACAAUAUAAAGCUCUUCGCUGUAGGAUUUAUAGUUUUUAAGAUACGACCGUUUGAAGAUGGCAACCGCCAAAAUACUCUGACCUGUGUCAAGCUGCAGCAGCAAGUGAUGUCAUAGACAGGGCCUUUUGAACACCUGCUAAUGUUUUUAUAAAUGUAUGGUUUAAUGUAACUGUGCAACAACAUUGCAAUUGAAUGUGCUAGACUACUGGUGGAGGCAGGAACACUUCACACAAUUUCCCCAGAAAUUGUAGCUUUUCUACUUUAGUCUGUUUUGCUUUCCUAGCUAGGAGUUUUCCCGCCUUGUUGCCGGUCACAUAAACUUGUUUUAGAGAUCUGAGGUGUAUUUCUGUUAUUAAUUGUAGGUUGUGUAAGGCCGUUCGGAGAGACAUCAUUUGUUUGUGUGUGGUUAUUGUGGGUUUCUUUUUAUGAUUGUUUUCCACCUUGGCCAGUUCCUGUGCCAGUUUGCCCAUCUCAGAUUGACGUGAUCUCUUUACCCUAGCCCCUAAUUGGAUGAGCAAACCCCUCAUGACUACUUUAUGGGCCAACCACUAAGUGGGAGUCGAGGUUUGACAAUUAGUGUGAUUAGAGAAGUAUUAUUCCACGUGGGUCUUUAUCUCUGAGUGGCUUGGGAUCAUCUAAUAGGCUGUCAUUGAGACGCCAGGUGCCCCGUCCCCUAGCUGGGUAUGGAAUUCUGAGGGCCACUUUUUGAGGCGCAUGAUCGGACCACAUUAUUGGCCCGAUCUGUACCUGGGUUGCGAAGGGUAAGGUUUUGACGUCGGUCAGACAUAGAUCAAUUCAGCUAUAAGUCAUGUGUGCUGCUGAAUAAUAUGUGAAGUCUCUCCCAUUAGGGUAGAGGCUCUGCCAUACAUCGUAGAGAUUGAGUUCGUGCAUAAGCUUCCUGAGAUGGGAUCCUAGUGAGAGUGAGAGAGCCUUCGGUGGUUUAUCCAGUUCUCUCUUGAUAUCAAUGGGGGGGUCUGGGGCACAAUUAAAGUCCCCGCAUAUAAUUGUAUGUCCUGCCUUAUAUUUUUCAAUUUUCCGAAAGGCCAUGGUGAGGAAUGAGUUUUGAGCAUUGUUCCGGUACCUCCAUUAAUAAAUGCACAAACCGCCGUUUAGUGAAUGUUCCCCGUUCGCAAUAAUGUGGUCUGGUAGCAGAUGCAGUAUAACCAUGCGAACCGCCAGUCAGGGAACACUCCAAACUCCCGAACGGUACCUGUACGGCUCCUUCCCUUCACAAGCUCCAAAUGCACGAAUCGUCAAUCGCAGCCGAACGGCAAUAGUUUCCAAAUAAUCCCAAUAAGCAGUCUCUAGUCGCCGGUAAUAAAAUCCCCCUACUGUGGGCUACCUGCCCGUAUUUAUGCAGGUCUCCCACUUGGUGGACACUCCCCUAGGGGACCAAAUGGGAGACUGGAACAACAGAAGGACAUGGGGACAUUUCAGACAUACAUCCCCACAAUAUUCCCAGCAUGCAACACAGUUUCCUCCCCUCUGCUCGGGAGAUAAUUGAGAAGUAAUUCAAUUAUCUCCCAGAGCAGGAGCAAAUCGCCAUUUUAAAUACAAGUUACAAAACACAUUAAAAUACAUAACUUUAUAACUGUCGAACGUAUUGCAUUCGUAUAACACAUCCCCAGAUAGCCUGGAUCUGAGUGCAUAUUAUUGGCGAAUAGCGCUCAGAUCCCAUACGCAUAGUUCAAUCGCCAUGGAGUCAAAGUCUAUUACAGUUCUUCGGUAUGCGAUUGACUCCAUGGGAAGGCUAUCUGGGGUAAGUCCAUUCAUGCCUUUAAAUAUCUCGAACGGCCGGUAUUCGUAUACUUUUGUCGAUUGAGUAGGGGGGGUCGACGGCUUCAGCGGUGUUCGGUUGAAAAAGUGUCCGUUUUUAGUUCCAUGGAAUAACCGCCGAACACCGCUGGGCUUUCGCAUAGUUAAAAUGGCCGCCGCCUCGUGGUCGACAUACGAACGACGACCACCCUGUAUUCGGUUUUAAUUGAGAAGUGUCUGUGGUUCACCACAACGUUCUAAUUGGGAUCAAUAGGUUAACCAGCAGCACACUUCUCUUCUGGGUGGCCGUCCGUUCGGUAGUUCCGUUCGACAAAAAAAAUACAUUCCCUUAAACAAGGCAUACGAAUGGGGAAAUUCAUGCAAACAGCAAAACAGACGAACACAGCAAUUCUAGUUCAUACAGAUGGGUCUGUCACAAGCAUCAUUGGGAGCGUACAACGAUGCUAGUGUUACCGAUAGCCCUUUUAGUGUGCCCACCAGUGUCAGAAGUCUACCAUCCUUUCUAGCGUAUUGUUUGGAUGGUGUGAAUACCCAAUCAUUGUGGAAGUAGAUGGAAACCCCUUUGGUUUUAGUUUUGGACAGAGCGUGGUAACCUUGGGGGUAGUGUUUAAUAGUGAAUUUCGGGGGGUUCCUAACACUCAGGUGAGUCUCCUGCAGACAUACCAUUGCUGCCUUGGAUUUAGCCAUUUCCUGGGCUCCUCUUCUGGGGGCUGUUCAGGCCUUUAACAUUCAGUGUGAGUAUGGUUAAUGUGUCAGUCAUUGCUCCAUAUUAUUAUUAUUGCCAUUUAUAUAGCGCCAACAGAUUCCGUAGCACUUUACAGAAAACUUACAGGAACAAUAGGUUGAAGAGAACCCUGCUCAAACGAGCUUACAGACUAUAGGAGGUAGGGUAUUAGAAACAUUAGGACAUGAAAUAUCAAGUAGGAGUGAAGCAGAGCUGGAGGAGAGAGCAAAGCACUGUCCGAUAGGAGAGAGCAGGAGACAGGUAUGUAAGGUAGAGAUUACUCUGGGAGGCCAUAAGCUUUCCUGAAGAGAUGGGUUUUAAGGCCCUUCUUAAAUGACUGAAGACUAGGGGAGAGUCUGAUGGCAGUAGGCAAGCUAUUCCAUAGAAUGCAUUGUGGAGCAACCUAGGUUCGGGACUGAAGUGGUGCUGCGAAAUUGGGUGGUCUGAUCCAGGGAGGGGAAAACUGGGAAAACCAAUGGAAAACCAGGGGUAGGGGUUCGAGAGGGGAUAACUAAAGUAUGUACAAAGCACCCAAACAGCAUGAAGUGCUCUACUUGGAUGAGAUGUGAGUGGGAAGCUCAUUCCCGCAACCUUCUCAGCCUGGGUCGUGCCUGGUUUUUACCAGCCGGGUGAUUACAGCCUUUUUAGUGAGCUUUUGACGUCCCUCCUCAAUAUCUACGUGUUUUAUGUGUUUUUUCUUUAAUCUAUUUUCCUUUCUCCGUACUAUACUACAGGUGAGGUUAUGGCCUGUAGUCUUGAGUGUCAUGUUGAUUACAAUUCUAGCCUUUCAGAAACAAUAUUUAUGUUGUCGUGUUUAAUUACUACCGGCCUCGCCUCGGCACCCUUUGUGUGGCCAGCUAGAUCUCCCUCCCCAUUGUGCUGCGUUUAGUAGCUGUGUGUACCACGUGUGACAUUUCAUGCAUAACAUUAGAUUCUAUAUCCUAUACACAUUUCAUUGAUGCUGUGGAAUAUGUGCAGGGUACCCCACCAUUGUCCACAUAUGCAGGGGUAAAGACAUUUAGACAUGGUGCGCAUUGCGUGAUUCUCAUACUCACGACCUAGUGGACUGAGCAGAGACACCGCCAUUUUUUGGUAACAGUUCAGUUAUAUACAGGGUGGGAAAGUUGAAGACUUUCAGGCCGAGGGUUUAGUCCGAGCGCGGGGUCUUCCGAGUUCCUCAGGCCUUGCUAGGCGAGCCCGCCAGCUGCCACUCGGUGUGCAUGCGCUUCGGGGAUUCGGUUGAAGGGUAAGUUGGUGUUCUCAGAGGGAAUAGUCCCCAUUCUUUCAGUAGCCUCAUUCCCACCUCCGGUUCGUUAGCGAUGUGGUUUCUACCAUUCCUCAAGUAGUUUAGUCGGGUAGCCCCAGCGGUAUUGUAUUUCGUUGUUCCUGAGGGUUUUUGUGAUGGUGAUAAAGUUCCUCCUUCUGCCCAUAGUAAGUGCCGACAGGUCCGCAUACAGUUGGAUGCCCGAACAGGGUUCCUGUAGAUUGGGACGGUUCCUCGCCGCUACCAGCAGUGUUUCUUUUGUUCUGUAAAAAUGGAAGCGCGCUACCACAUCACGCGGUGUCACCGCGCUGAGUCUUUGCAGCUUCGGCAGCCGGUGGGCCCGAUCCAUUAGCCAUUCCGCCUCAGGUAGAUCGGCCACCAGGGUUUUACAUAGUGAAAUCAGGUAAUUUGAUAGCUGGUCUCUGGUCACGCUUUCUGGGAUUCCGCGAAAGCGGACAUUGUUCUGCCUCGAGCGGUCUUCCAGAUCUGCGAGUUUCCUUUUCAGGAAUUGAUGUUCCUCCACCAGGGACUGCAUAGUGUCCACCAGGGUGUCAUGUGCCGCGCACAUAUCAUCUGUGCGGGCCUAUAGGUUAUUUGUUCUCUUUCCGAGAUCUUUAAUUUCUUUCUUGAAAUCACUGGUUGCUUGCUUUAAAUCAGAUUGCAAAGUGAUUCUGAAGUCUUGUAACAUUGCAUAUAGCUUUUUCUCUGUGACCGGAGCAUCUGUGUAUUGAGCUUCCUCAUGGUCUCGUUGUGAGUCUGAGGUCUGCGGACCCUCCGGCCCCCUGCCGCCAUCUUGCGACAACCCCGUUUUUAUUUUUUUUAGAGGAGCGGAUUGGGUCCGUCAUUUUUGUUUGCUUCGCCUGAGCCAUUAUUGAUGGAAGGGGUUUGCAGGGAGUUAAUUACAGUUUGUCUAGGGAGUUUUUCUGCUGUAUAUUCUGGCUUUAGGCUGUUUCAAACCAGGAGCUCUCACUCCAUGCGUCCGUUCACCUUGGCUUCCAGCCACACCCUCCCUGCUGCUAACAUUUAACAAGUUCACCAAACCGUCGGUGAAACCCUUCCCUGCUGGUAGAACAAAAAUUAAUUGUUAGACUGACAAGUGAUUUUUGCAUUCACCUCAGCCUGCAGGCAGCAUGUGGCUCUAUAAGGGAACUGCAUGCAGACUAUGACUAAGACUAAGUCAGCUCUGCAUAGGAGCGCCGGGUGUCACGUGACUACCCAGUGCUCAGUGUGAAGGUGGCACAGAGAGCCACCGGACAGCGAGAGGCCCCCCUCCCCUGCCUGGAGAGGUAAAAUAGCAGGGACGGGGCCAUAUCAUUUCGUGUCAGAGCUGGUGUUGUGAGUGACACAGCCUGCCACUUGUGGAAGGAGAGACACAUGGAUGGAAUGAGUAAGUGGACAUUGAAGAAGAGUCAUGCUUUUUUCUUUAACAAAUGCCAAACAAAAAAAUAAGAACCACUCACUUUUUACGUUGAGGCAGUUUCAGCAUGGCAAACUGAUGUGGCAGCAAAGCAGAGAGAUAAACUGACAGUCCUUGUUAGACACAUAGAUGGAAGGGGUAGGGGGAUGUGAGGGGAGGAGGGUGGGUACAUGGAGGGGAGGAGGGAGACAUGGAGGGGAGACAUGUGGAUGGAGGGGAGGCGGGAGAUAAAUGGAGGGAAGGUGUAGAGGGACAUGGAAGGCAGGGGAACAGAGACACGGAUGGAAGGGAAGAUAUCACCCUAGCACACAAACUGUCACCUUCUCACACACACUGCAGUACUCAAUAAAUGUGUGAGAUCAAUACUUCUUGCAUCCAUUGAAUUUUAUAGCUCUUGUAUAUUUAAAGACUAAAUCAAUAAUUAUGAUUGAUGGCAAUUUAUGCUAAUGAGAACAUAAUCUAGAACAACUGAAGUUAUAAACCCAUUAAUUGUAAUUUAAUGACAGAUUGUUUAAUUUCAGUAAAUCAGUUUAGAUCUCCCAGGAAAGAAAGCAAUUGGACUCAAACUGAGAUAUUCACCUCCUUAUUCCUAUGAAAUGUAUCUAUUUAGAAUGGACUCAUAAUGUGGACUGUCCAUUCUAAGUAGAUACAUUUGGGAGGAAUAAGAAGGCGAAAUAAAGUGUAACGGCACCCCCAGACAUAAAAGGGUUAAACCGCCGUUUAGUAGAUCUUCCCCUUCCAGGGAUGCAGGCACAGCUACUGCAGAACACCAAACUCCCGAACUGGAUACAAAAUAGCACUCCAACUCCCGAACUGGAACCUCCCAAAUAGCUGCUAGCAGACGAACAGGAAAAGCAGACAGCUUUAAUCAGCUUACACUCCUGGCAAUCAGUCUCUAACAGCAUACAGUGAAUCCCCCCAAGAACGAGACAAGGCUCCGUGUUGAGGGUCAAGCAGGGGUCUGAGAUGCUGGCACACCCAACCUGGUUUUUAUUACAGUCUUUUCAAAUACAGGACCGCCCACAGGGAGGUAUAAAACAACCAAUCACAUAUCAGUUACAUCCCACAUAUUCCCUCCCCUUAUCCUGAGAGGAAACUCAAUUACACAUACAGUUAAAACAUACUUUCUACCCAACUUUCAUAACUCUAAAACAAUACAUCACAUUCACAUAAAAUUACAUAUUCACAAUCAAUCCAUUCCGGUGAACAACAUAUUAAAAAAAUGGCAUGAAUCAGACCAGGGGUUCAAAAGUUAGUAAAAGUAUCUUUUGGGCCCUGGCUGGCACAUGGCUAUUUGGCUCAAACAGGUUUUACAGAGCCCUCUAUCCUGGAGACAAUGGGGGAAGUAAUCCAAUUAUCCAGGGAUAGAGGCAGACUCCAUUGUGCACAUGGUUGCAAAAAUACAUAAAACACUUUAAAAUACAUAAAGUCACCUUUUACACAUAACAAACAGACAUUUCACAUAUCCCCAGAUAGCUGGGAUCUGAGCGCACAAAACUACCGAAUAGCACUCAGAUCAAUUGCCAUGGAGCCAAAGUCUUUAACUACACGAAUGGGCUCCAUGGCAUAGCUAUCUGGGUUAACACAUUUACAUAGUCUGGUCCAUAGUCAAAAGGCAGCAGGCGGGCAGCCAGGCUUCUCCAAUGUAAUGUGGCGAGAUUGCUCUCGUCACAUAAAGUAAUAAACAUAAGCAAUUGACAGUAGUAUACAAAACAGGAAAACUGGACAAAGGGUAACACUGCUGGAUAAAGACCCAAUGAAGAGCAUUAAUCAUCUAGAACAUAAAAAGUGCCACUUAGGUAACUGUUCAUGAGAUUAAGCAAGAUGUAAAUUUGAUUUUAAAUGUGUUUUUUGUUGUUGCUAUAAAUACAUAUAAUAUAAGCAUGUAAGUACUUCUUACUGAUUUCUUGAAUGCAAAAAAACACUAUUUCUAUGCAUUAACAUGCACAUCUCCACCACUCAGGUGUCUAGGCAAAUCAACAGCGAACACAAGUCAGAUUGCCGGUCUACAGUAUGAAGGUGAAACCUAUGCAGUUAAAGGAUACAGUGUUGAUGGAGAUGAUUAAAAUGUGAGUAACAAUAAUUAAAAACAUAAAUAGUGCUCUUUGAUUUUAUAGAUGUGGUGUUUUUAAAUGGGUGUUUAAUUAUCAGAAAAAAAGAAUCAGUGAGAAAAGUAAUAUUACCUUCCCACUGAGUCUACACACCAGUGGGACACUUUAGGGGUGUCCUAGGGUAUAACCCCAAUUGGUAACAAAAAAAACUAAGAAAAAGCACCUAAUCACAAAAAGUGAAAAGAUGCUACCUGGAAAUUGUUAGCAGUAUAAUGAUAACUACGUAGAUCUCUGUGAUGAAGAUCAAGCAUCAAAGUAACAGAUAUUUCCACUAUAAAAACACUUUUUGAAAAGCACUUUGCUGAAAUAUAUUGAGUCCUGUGAGGGUUCUCCAUCAAGGUAUUAGACUUACAAUACAAUCAAUUCAAGCAAGGAACAAACAAGUAGGUGGAACACCGUAAGCAAAAACAGCCUUUAAUCUCCUGGACAAUAUGCUCUCAGUGAUAAAUCCCACAUUAAUCUAAAGUUAGUAGCCUUGUUUGUAAAGAUAUAUACAUUCAAUCUCAUCCCACGAGCUGUAUCCAGGGAAUAGCUAAAAAAGGGUAAGCUUUGAACAACACCCCUCUUAAGCCCAUAUAAACACAUAAAUUGUCAAUUUAAUGUUGAUAAUAGAUUGUUAAAUAGACAGAGGAUAGUAAAAUAAGCCUCAUUCCCUGUAAAACUCACUAGACAGGUGAAGGAGAAUAGAUAGCAAUGACAAAAUAAAAUUAAAUCAUAUUUCACAAAUCAAUAAUAAGACCAGAUGUGUCACAUAAAAGUGAGGUGCCCAUUAAAAACAGAAAAUGCCUGAUGUAUGUUAAGGUGCUAGACCACGUGCACCUUCGUCAGGGAAAAAAGAUACAAUGAGUCUGAUAUCACUUCUAACCAUAUAAGCCAUGUGGGGGGCCAAUCAGGUGUAUCGACGUCAUCAAGGGGCAUGGUCACUAAUUACAUUGCGUCAUCACCCAAAUCCAGCCUACCCAUGGCGAAUUGGCUAAUCAAAAUAAAUGGGGAGUGUGCCUCAGAGUGACAGGACUUAGAUAGAAUAUAUAUAUAUACCACGUGUCCUGCACUCACAGCUCCUGGUUGGACUGAAACAUUGACACUGACUCUUGGUUUCAGUAUCCACGAGGUUUUACCGCGAUAGCGGUGUCCAGGAAUCCUGUUAAGGCCUUUUCCGCCCGUCCAGCUUCUUCUGACCCCGGUCUUCAUCGUAGAUCGCGUCCCAGGGACUCCUAAACCGUAAGUCAGACCUACCUGUCACGCCAGGACCGGUUCCCAUGGCGUAUGGUACAGCACGGGUCCUCGCUUUACGGUUUUCCCUGUUAUGUCACGAAUGGUACAAGCCGUUCGCGGGUUUUUCAUUCAUACGGUCAUUCGGCUGAACAGUAUAUAUUCGUACAAAUAGUCAUUUCGCUUAUAACUAUUCCACGUUACAUUGAAAUGGAUUAUCAAUUCGGUUGUUUUGCCGUUCGGCAAUUUUUAAUACACGUUUCAAACAAGCUUGCGGUUCGCAUAAGUUCAUACGUUUAAACUAUUCGUUCCAACUUCUGUUUUCCCUCACAUUGGGUUCAUUUGUAUUUCUAUGUAUUACACCUAAUCCUUUCGUGGAUUAUAUUCACCAUUUCAUGUAUAUACAUUCGGUUAACAAAUUGCUUGUUUAAAUAGACAGAUUAUUUCUAUUACCCUUUAAAUGUUUCAGUAUUGUAUUAUGUCCAUACAACCAAGCUCACUUAUCUGUAUAGAUCAUUUUGACUCCCACGUUUUCAGGGGUCUGCAUUACUUAUCCAUUUGUCCAAAUGGACUCAGCCUACAUUACAGGCCUCAUUUCUGUGUUAUUACUACGACACAUACAAAGGAUACAGUUUAAUUUACAAGCAAUAUAUUCUCGGGUUGAAUCACGUACUGAUCCAACCAAUCAUACGUCUUUUUCAAUACAGAUAUAUAUAUAUAUAUAUAUAUAUAUAUACACACACAUCACUUUGCAUCACUUUAAGCAUUUUGUGUAUCCCUGCCUCUUUUGUUAUUCUACUACAUAUCAUACAUAACGCUGUGUAAAAUAGGCCAUGACCCUCAUCCAUGUUCUUUUCUAUUAAACCAGCUACAUUUCUGUAUGGAUUAUUGAACUCCCAUGCUUACAAGAGUGUUCAUAAUUAUCUAUUUCAUUUCAAUUAACUCAGCCUAUGUUACAGGCCUCAUUUCUUUGUUAUGACCAUGACACAUAAGGCUUAAUUCCUUUUCAUGCAUACUCGGGUUGAAUCACAUUUCCUGCACAGUAAUAUACAUAAUCCUAAAUUUUAUGUUUCCCUUACACACCAUUAUCAUAUAACACAUAUGUUGUUUGUACAUAGGCCACGGCCUCCCUCAGAUGUCUUAUUUAAGCAUGACAUUCCUGAUUAACUCAUAUCUAUUCCCAUGGUAUCAACAUUUUCAAAAAUCAUUGCUGCUACAGGCUAUAAGUCUGUUUUCUUUCCAACAAUCCACACUCAUCAUAUUACUCUCUUUUACCCAUUUCAGGCUGUCAAGCUUAUAUAUAUUUUGCUCCACACGGUUUAUUCCUGUGAAUUUGUCAUACUACCAGGUACGUACACCUGCUCAUAUGGUAUUCUACCAUACAUUUCAUUUCGUCCCCCUAGGUUAGAGUACUGGCAAUAGGGUCACAGGCUUCCCAAUAGGUAUUUAUCCCAUCUUGGCAGUUGCCAUCAGUUAGUGGUCCCACAAGGCCAACACCCCGCCUCAAACGUUUCAUCGGGCCACACGUUAGCUAGCCGCCUCGCAUGUUGCAUAGAGAGGGCCUCACCUGUCACUCCCUUCCCCUGUUUUCUGUCUUACAGUCACCGAGAGGCCUAAAACUCCUGCCACUACAUCGAGUGGCCUCAAUAACCCCUCGCGCCAAUGCAUAGAUAGAGCCUCUCAAGCCGCUUGGCAAUUAGCAGGGCCUCAUCUGUCACCAAACAAGUAUAAUGUUUCACCAUCCGGCCUAGCUAACCUGCCAGUACAAUUUGGUGGUUUCAUACACUAAUUGUUUUAUUUAUAGUAUGUCUCAGGAAGGGGUAGAGGAUUUCUCCCUGCCUAGCACCCCGGCUAGAGCUGUCACUUCCACACAAGGAGGAGAGCUAGCUAGUCCAGCAUCGAUCAGAUCUUGGACGAUCCCGCGUAUAACCACGGAAUUGAGGAGACGACAAAUACGCUACCCCGCUACAGCAAGGAAAUCAGAACUUUUCAAACUGCUACAAACAUUGACAAAUAACAUGGAUGCCGGGGAAGGACCUAGCCAGUCCAACCCAGGAGACAUACAUGCCAUGGCGUCCAUGAGCAAGGUCAACUCCAGGCUGGAGAAACGUGAGUCGGUCACCACGGCCCUUACUCUAGCAGGGCCACCUGCUGGUGCUUCACAAGCACCAGCCGACUUGCCAUUAGUUGCUCCAGCCAUCCCCCUGGAUGACCAGGAAGUUAGCCCGGCUCAUAUGAUACCUGAGCACAUGAAAAGGGAUAUCCUGGAAGGUAAAGACGUCAACCUGGCUUCCCUGUUGAUUGCCUCCCAGGAUAUUGUUGAGAAUAAGACGUAUGCUUAUGAUGAUGUAUCUGUUGUUGUCAGAUCUAGGGAUGCCCGCCUGAACAGGAAACUGACUAUCCCUGAAUUUGUACUAGUUUUUGGUAUUUAUAGGGAUUUCAUCUGUGCGGUCUAUCCCAACAGAAGAGAGGAGUUUGAUCUCAAUAUGCACAAGCUGGUAGACCUGGGCAACAAAUAUGGUGGUUCAGCCUUCUAUGACUACCAUAGGUCUUUUUCUGCAAAAGUGGAGCCUUCUCCCAGUACGGAACACGAUCCAACUGGGGAAGAUUGAUACCGUCAUUUUUUGCAGACACUUUGCAGGUCUAAGAACACCGGCUUGUGCAUACUGCUCCUCCACAGCCCAUACUACAAAUUUUUGUCCCAACACGGCAGACGGACAUGCCUCCACGCAAGGAGCUAGUUCCUCUGGGGAUCCAGGGAAGUUGUCAAUCAAGUUUCUGGGCAAGUCCCAGAUAUGUAAUAAUUUCAAUGUUGGGUCUUGUAAUUACAGUGGAUGUAGACUAUUGCCUGAACAGGAAACUGACUAUCCCUGAAUUUGUACUAGCUUUUGGUAUUUAUAGGGAUUUCAUCUGUGCGGUCUAUCCCAACAGAAGAGAGGAGUUUGAUCUCAAUAUGCACAAGCUGGUAGACCUGGGCAACAAAUAUGGUGGUUCAGCCUUCUAUGACUACCAUAGGUCUUUUUCUGCAAAAGUGGAGCCUUCUCCCAGUACGGAACACGAUCCAACUGGGGAGGAUUGAUACUAUCAUUUUUUGCAGACACUUUGCAGGUCUAAGAACACCGGCUUGUGCAUACUGCUCCUCCACAGCCCAUACUACAAAUUUUUGUCCCAACACGGCAGACGGACAUGCCUCCACGCAAGGAGCUAGUUCCUCUGGGGAUCCAGGGAAGUUGUCAAUCAAGUUUCUGGGCAAGUCCCAGAUAUGUAAUAAUUUCAAUGUUGGGUCUUGUAAUUACAGUGGAUGUAGACUAUUGCAUGUCUGUUCAAAAUGUUUUAGGGCACAUGCAAAGACCAUGUGUCCAAAUAAAAUGUAUUCCAAGCCUUACCUAACGUCCAUUAAUAUGCCAGUAUUCACGGCAUUUAUGUCUCAGCACCCAUCUAGACACCUAGUAGACUUUCUUAUCAACUAGGUGUACCUAUCUCCCCAAAGAAAACAGAGGGGCCAGACAUGGUUAUCACUUUUCUGGUUAUCCAAUCAGACUCCGCCACAAUGCAAGCAAGCCUACCAUACGAUAAGAUAGAGAAUACAUAAACAGCUACCUUCAGCUCGGUACUUGCAACCGCAAAGAGCUACAGUCCCUGCUAGGGUCACUAAAUUUUGCUAUGCGUAUCAUACCUCAAGGCCACUCCUUUGUAUCACGGCUAUUGCAUCUUUUCCCACUUUUCCUACAUGACACGCACAGGUUGUCCUUAGAUACCCAAGCUACGGCAGAUCUAAACAUGUGGAAGAGAUUUUUAACCACUUGGAAUGGUAAAAGUAUGUUCCUUCCUCAAUUGACUGAAUCAUCUCCUACCAUUUGGUCAGAUGCGGCAUCUACCACUGGUUUUGCAGCAAUUUUUGGGAACAAAUGGUUUUGGGGCAGCUGGCCUUCAGCAGUUCAGGAUUUGGAAGGUUUUUCCACUACCUUUUUGAGAUCUAUCCCAUCGUGGCGGCUGCCGUAGCAUGGGGUCAUUUAUGGGCUAAUAUGCCAGUGCGUUGUUACUCAGACAACCAGGCAACCUGUCACAUCAUCAACAAAGGUCGUUCCAAAUCCCUUACGAUCAUGAGAUUUCUGAGGAAACUCACUUGGUUGGCAGCUUGUCAUAAUUUUUUCCUAUGUUCUUUCCAUGUUCCAGGUGUAUGUAACACAGCUGCUGACAAUUUGUCUCGCUUUAAAUUUCAGGAGUUUCAUCAAGCACUCCCAUCAGCUGCGCCCAUAGCCACCAUCACUCCAACAUUUCAACAACUCAUACUGGACUAGACACCAUAGCAGUACAUUGUCCCAACUAGCACUUUCAAACAAUACACACAAAACAUACAACAGGGCUUUCACACUAUUCAAACGAUUCCUUUUGGAACAUAACAUCAUGCAACCAUUUGUUAUGACAUCCUUUUUGGGGUUUGCUUCCUUUUGCCACCUUAAACUUAAAAUGUCAUAUAACACCAUCAAACUCUGUCUCACUGGCAUUCAACACCACAUGAUAAUCUUACACCCAAAUAACAACAGUUUCAUGGCCUCUCACCAAAUUAAGACCAUACUCAGAGGUAUUCAGAAAUCAGAACCCACACAUACAACCCAGAGGCUACCCAUAGAUAACCAUAUCUUCAAAGCAUUGUCUAACCUGCUUGACUUAAAACCGUUUGAUACCAAUACAAAUUCUGUCAUCAAAACAGCAAUAUACAUCGCUUUCUAUGGAUUUCUAAGACCUAGAGAAUUCACUACUACCUCCACGAAUCAAACUACUCCGUUCCUCCUCUAUUCCCACUUGACAAAACAUAUGGAUCAUUACAUCCUGACCUUACCUCACUCCAAAACCAGUCAGCACAUACCCGUAAACAUACCGUACUAUCCCACGCACAACAGAUGGUGUCCCGUCAGGGUUCUUGAUGCCUACAUACAGAAUCAUAACUUACUGCCCUCACAACCAUUACUACAGCUACAAGGUGCAGUACUCACCACUACAACCUUCAUGACCUACGUCAGGUCCUUGCUCACACAACUGGGCCUCAACGCAGCCAAAUACACAGGGCACUCCUUUCGUAUAGGAGCCGUGUCCACAGCCUCCAGUGUCAACAUCCCAACUCAUGUUAUCAAAACACUUGGGCGCUGGAAGUCAUCCGCUUACUCACGGUACAUACCGAACCCAGUACAAGAAUUAAGGGAUGCUUUCAAAAACAUGUCUGGUUGAUAAAAUGUAUAUGUAUUGGUUGUCUGUAAUAAAUUUGAUUACUUAAUUUUUGCCCUCUUCUUUCUCAGGCCUACCUCAUCGUCGGUUCUGGCACACCACAACCGACUUGCUCUUUUUACUAUCCUACAUUUAUUUAUGGUAUUUCACACUGUACUAUCAUAAGCACCUAACACAAGUAUUAAGACAAUUUGCCUGGAUUUGUGGGAGGUGCUGUUUUGCUACCCCUAGCCUACUUUAGGCUUACCCUUACCUGGCUCCUUACCGUUCGAGGUCAGCGUUGAAUGACCCUCCCACCACACCACAUUUUAACAUUUAUUUUCUAAUUUCUUUCCCUGGGUAGGCCCUCUUCUUUCUCAGGCCUACCUCAUCGUCGGUUCGGGCACACCACAACCGACUUGCUCUUUUUAUUUAUGGUAUUUCACACUGUACUAUCAUAAGCACCUAACACAAAUAUAUAUAUUUGCCAUCCUUCAAAAGAUAUCUAAGAUCAUUGAAGUGGUUUAUAACUAGUCCGUCCCAGUAAAGAUCAAAUAUUUUCUUUGGUUGAUUUUUAAAAUACAAUUUAACCAGCGAUUCCUCAGUAAUGAUAGUAAUGAACACCUGUUUAUCUAACAUUAUGUCACAUAUGCAUGUUUUAUAUUAACAACAUAUUUCCUAGGCUGCAUAUGUUAAAUUUUUGUAACUUGCAUUUUUGCACAAAGUGAAGUGGCAAGGCUCCUAAAAUUUUAUUACCUUUUAGAAAGUAUAAUUUAUAUUUGUGUGUAUAUAGAUUUAAUUCCACAAUAUAUAUGUGUUUAACAUUUAGCAUAUAUUAUAUCAUUAUAGAAUGUGUAUGAUCAUGCAUAAACUAGAUACUAUCAGUCAGCAACACACAAUUAAGAUCAUAAAAUUGAUUAUUGAUGUAUGUAUUUUGUAUGUUUUUUUUUUUAAUUUUGUUGAAAUAUUCUUUGCAGAAUGUACAUUAUUGAAACAGAGGCUGGUGAGUUUGAUCCUUUUUUUUCAUUAUGUUUAAAUUGCUGUUAAUAUUAUCUUGGUUAAGAAUUUCAUAAAAAUAUAGCAAUAUUAAUGCUAAUGUUACAUAGUUACAUAACUGAAAAGAGACUUAUGUCCAUCAAGUUCAGCCUUACAUAUGUUUUUGCUGUUGAUCCAAAAGAAGGCAAAAAACCUAGUCUGAAGCGCUUUCAAUUUUGCAACAAAUAGGAAAAAAAUUCUUCUUGACCCCAAAAUAGCAGUCAGAUGUCUCCUUGGAUCAAGCAGCUAUUACCCCACUAAUUAGAAAUUAUAUUCCUGUAUGUUAUGAUUUUGCAAGUAGUUAUCCAAUUGCAGUUUAAACAUCUGUACAGACUCUGAUCAAACCAGCUCUUCAGGCAGAGAAUUCCAUAUCCUUAUUGCUUUACUGUAAAAAAAAAGUUCUCUUUGCCUUAGAUGGAAUCUCCUUUCUUCCAGCCUAUAUGUGUGACCUUGUGUCCUAUGUAUAGCCCUGUUUAUGAAUAGAUUUCCAGAUAAUGGUUUGUACUGGCCCCGAAUAUAUUUUUAUAAUGUUAUCAUAUCCCCUCUGAGGCGCAGUUUUUCCAAACUAAAGAGAUUUAAAUGUUUUAACCUUUCUUCGUAACUAAAAUGCUAGAUUCCUUGUAUCAAUUUUGUAGCUCGUCUCUGCACUUUUUCUAGUGCCAUGAUAUCCUUCUUUAGAAAAGGUGCCCAAAAUUGCACAGCAUAUUUAAGGUGUGGUUUUACCAGCGAUUUAUAAAGAGGCAAAAUUAUAUUUUCAUCCAGAGAAUUUAUGCCCCUAUUUAUACAUGACAAAACCUUACUGGCCUUAGCAACUGAAGAUUGACAUUGCAUAUUGCUGCCUAUCCUUCUCGUGUGUGGUUAUCCCUAAUUCAGUAUCAUAUAGGGUGUAAGUUGCUUGUGCAUUCUGUAAGUUGCUUGUGCAUAACUUUGCAUUUCUCUACGUUAAAUUUCAUCUGCCAUUUUAGUGCCCAGUCAAACAAUCUAUCCAAAUCCCUCUGCAACAAAGCAAUAUCCUGCUCGCAUAUUAUGUGUUUUACUGAUAAUGUGGCAUGCAUUUUUAAGUUAAACGAUUCCUAUUUCAUUAACAUGUAGCACUAUUGUCCAAUAUUGAUUUUAAUGUCCAAAAUAUUUAGGCAACAGUAGAUGCACUUUUGUAUGCUUUUCACAUUCAUACACACAUCCAAUCUUGCUUUUUGAAUGUGGCAAGUGGAGUACCAGAUAUGGGCCCUACAUAAUAAUGGAAUUGGUGUUUGACUGAAAUCCCUUAUUUUGGGGCAAAUAUAGCAGUGCAGAGAGGACAGCGUUACUGCCAGUAUCCCCACCAAACCCAGACUGGCCUUGGCCACUGAGUGAUGAUUCAACACACUCUCACUCUGGCUUCUUAUUGUGUUUCUCCUUUAAAUGCCCUGGCAGUAUUCCAACCCCCCCCCCACCCCCCUGUCUGGCCCUGAUCCCCACCCACUGUAGUAAUACUGAGGCAGGCAGUGGGUACCAGGAUGUUAAAUCAUAUCCUAGCUCUUGCUGUCUGUCCUGGUGGGAGAGUAACAUGGUUAGUGGGAGAUACACAUAAGAACCUGGGUAUGAGAGGGACCCAAGGAAGGACUGGGGCAGUGAAUGAGACACAUGGAGCAACUGGAUGGGUGAAUAAGACACAUGGAGAGAAUGGGAAUAGACACAUGGAGGGGCUGGGUGGAUUGGGUAGAGACACAUGGAGAAGGUGAUGAGACACAUGGAGGGAGUGGGGAAAAUUAGACACAUGGAGGGGCGGGGGACAAAUGAGACACAUGGAGGGGCUAAGGAGGAAGAAUGAGACACAUGGAGGAUCUGGUUUUUUUCCAGGGCAAUUUUUGGAGAGCAAUAAUAUAAGGUGGGCUAGGGAUGUGAAAAAAUUGACCAGCAAAAAUGGACCAAGGGAUACCCAGUCCACCUAACAGUUUUAGAUCCAGAGAAUGGUAAACUUUCUGCUCUACAAAGUUUGUCACAACUCACCCCUAAAUAAAACCAUGAUGUCUGCAUUAAGUGGCAACACAUUUUGUAGCAUUCUAAAUGAAGGAGACAUACAUUAUAUUUGAGACAAUGUGAAUAUACAUAUUAACAGGUUUCAUUAAUAUAUCUUCAUGCUGUAAAAAUAUGUGUUGCAUUGUCAAAAUAUACUGAAGUGUAUCUGUUGUUCUCACUUUAUUUCUAGGUUCAACUAACUUAUCUCUACUAGUCUCUUAAAGGACAAUUAAUUCAAGAAGCCAGCUUUCUGACCCAAACAAAAUUGAAAACCUAUAUUCUAAAACAAAUGUUGUUUGGAUUUGGGACACACGUUAAUAAACUUGUGUGCUAUAUAUAUUGGAUUUAAAUCUGUAUAGUAGGGAAAUAUUUACCUAGACAUCAUAUUUAUUGAAUUCUUUAUCUGAAAUAUACAUUUAAUUAUUAUGAUAUGUUUGUUUUAAUUAAGAGUUAUUUUGCAUGCAAAUAUUUUUGUCCUAUGUGUUUGCUCUUAAGUCAUGGUAUAUACAAUAGGUGUUUUGCUGGGAAAUGAAUGCAUGUUUUGUUAAAUACAAAAUUUAUAUAUAGCUAUAAAGUUGCCAGUUCAUAAUAUACUGCCUCUGUGUCAUGUUGUAUUUAUAAAUAUUCCAUAUUGACUGCAAUCUAAAAUAAGAAACAAAGAAAAACACUCAAGUAAAUUACACCAAUUUGUCCAACUAUGCAAAGCAAAAGACUGCAUCCAUCAAGUUCAGCUUUUCUCACAUAUGUUUUUGCUGUUGAUCCAAAAGAAGGGGGGGGUGGGGGGAAACAGGCUGAAGCGCUUCCAAUUUUGCAACAAACUAGGAAAAAACUAAUUCUUGACCCCUAAAUGACAGAUGUAUCCUGGAUCAAGAAACUAUUGAAACUCCAUUAAUACAAAUGUAUAUCCCUGUAUAUUUUUGUAAGUAUUUAUCCAACUCCUGCUUAAACAUCUGUAUGGACUCUAAUAAAACCACCACUUUAGGCAGAGAAUUCCAAAUUCUUAUUGUUCGCACUGUAAAAAAGCCCUUUCCUUUGUCUUUGGCUAAAUCUCCUUUCUUCUAGUCUAAAUAUGUGACCUCUAGUACUAUGUUUAGUCCUUUUUAUGGACAAUGGUAUUGGCCCCAAAUAUGUUUGUAUAAUGCUAUCAUAUCUCCUCUGAGGCACCAUUUUUGCAAACUAAAGAGAUUUAAAUUUGUCAACCUCUCUUCAUAACUAAAAUGCUCCAUUCCUUUACUCAAGUUUGUAGCUCGCCUCUGCACUUUUUCUAGUGACCUAAUAUCCUUCUUAAGAAUGAGUGUCCAAAAUUGCACAGUAUAUUAUAGUGAUUUAUAAAGAGGCAAAAUUAUAUUUUUAUCCCGAGAAUUAUUAUGCGAUUUAUAUAUGACAACACCUUACUGGCUUUGGCAACUGCUGAUUGACAGUGCAUGUUGUUGCCUAGUUUAUUGUCUAUAAUAAUUACCAAAUCCUUCUCAUUUGUUGUUAUCCCUAAUUCACUACCAUUUAGAGUUAAAGCUGCUUGUGCAUUCCUCCCCCCGAAGUGCAUAACUUUGUAUUUUUCCACAUUACAUUUUAACUGCCAUCUGAAUGCCCAUUCCCGUCCCCCAAUUUAUCUAAAUCCCUCUGCAGCAAAGCAGUAUCCUACUGACAUUGUGUUCUUUUACACAGUUUUGUGUCAUCUGCAAACACUGAAACAUGGCUUUCAAUGCCUAUUUCAAGAUCAUUUAUAAAUAUUUUAAACAGAAGCGGUCUCAGAACACUGAGGGACACCACCAGGCCCGGACUGGCCAUCGGGCAUACCGGGCAAAUGCACACAGCACCCAGCACCCCCAGACGCACACAGCACCCCCACUCCCACACAUAUACAGCACACACAUAUAUAUAUUAUAUAAAAUAACCCUCAGUGAGUUAAUAGACAAAGUAAAUUACAAAACCUAGAAUGUGACGGCAGAUAAAAACACCCUCACACACAGCACCCCUCUUACACAAACACACUGCGCACCUCACACAUACAAUACGUCCAAAUAAAUAUAUAUAUAUAUAUAUAUAUAUACAGACACACAUACAUACAUACACACACACACACACACACACACACACACUACAGCACCUCUCACACUGCACCACUACACACAUUACGCUCCAGAUACACGCUAGAUCCCUUACCCUAUAUGCACUCUGAAUCCUCUACACCCACACACACACACACACACACACAGUCUUCUACACACACUCUGGGUCCUUUACACACUAGAUCUCUUACACACAUACUGCACCACCUACACACACACUACAUUCCUUGUAAGCAAACACAUACAACAUUCUCUAAACACACCCUCUCUACAACCCCUACACACACUACGUCACCUAUACACACACACUACUGCCUGUAUGCACACACUCGCUAAAUCCAAAUACAGAACAAUAUUUUUUGUCAGGACCAAUUUCUUUUAGUUUGAAAACUAACCUAUUAUGAGGAACCGUAUCAAAUGAACUGGCAAAAUGCAAGUAGAUGACAUCCACUGCAACACACUAAUCUAUACUUCUACUUCUUCAUAGAAGGCAAUUAGGUUAGUUUGACAUGUCCAAUGUUUCAUAAAACCAUGCUGAGUAUUACUAAUAACACUGCUGCUCCCAAUGAAUUCUGCUUUUCUCCAAUUGUCAGGUACAAUUCAUAAAAGAAAAGAAUCUUGCAGCAUUAAAUACAGAGCUUCACUUAUUUCCACACUUAGCUCCUUUAAUACUUAUGGGUGAAUACUGUCAGGCCCUUGAACUGUGUUCAUAUUUACUUUCUAUAGCUGCUUUGGCACCUGAUCUUGAGUCAUCUAAUCAGAAUUUUCCUGCAAGUAUUUUUUCAGCAAUCAUAUUAAUUUCUCUUAAAAUAGGAUCCUCUUUAAUAAACACUGCCUACAGUACCUACACUUUUUUUUUUGUUUAUUUUUUUUUUUAGACGUUAUGUACUUUGGCUAUCAAUUUCUCUUUUUCAGGUUUAGCCAUUCUAAUUGCCUUUUUGCAUGCAUUUUUUUAUAUCUUAUAUAGGAUGCCUCUAAUUUGUCUAAUUUAAAUGCCCUUUUUUAUUUCUAAUCUCUUGGUUUACUUUCCCACUAAGUCACACAUAUUUUAAUUAGUUUAUUUUAUAUUUAUUACCUAAUGGCACGUACUGAGAAAUGUACCUUUCUAAUAUUUGUUUGAAGAUAUUACAUUUAUCCUCAGUGGGUUUUUUUCACUAAAGAGUUUAUGCCAGUCAAUAUGUUGUAAUGCUGUCUUUAUUUUAUUGAAAUUGACCUUUUUAAAAUGAUGUUUUAGUAUAACCCAUGUACUUUUGCUGUUUCAAGAUUAUUUCAAAAGAUACCAUAUUGUGAUCUCUAUUUCCCAAGAACUCCCCUACUUGAAUGUUGGUUAAAAGAUUAACAUUGUUUGCUUUAACCAGAUCCAGUGAAACAUCCUUUCUAGUUGGUGUUUGUACCAGUUGUGACAUGAAAGUGCAAUUUUACAUGUUAAAAACCUGAUUACCCUUGCUAGUCCCUGUAUCCCAAUUUAUUUCUGUGUAAUUACAUUCUCCAAUAAUUAUUGUGUUACCCAGCUUUCCCAAUUUCCUCCAAAAGCUGUUCUUCCUCAUCAAUAUCAACAUUAGGUGUUUUUUGGCAUAUACCAACCAAUAAAUGAUUCCCCUUCUUUUGCCCCACGCAGAUAUCUACCCCUAAAGCUUCCACAUGAUCCUCGUCAUAUUCCACUUGCUUGAGAUUUGGCUUUAACUCAUGGUUGACAUACAAACAUAUCCC
Messenger RNA from Pelobates cultripes (western spadefoot toad), 36506 nucleotides. The record is from the annotation of a GenBank genome assembly. NCBI's taxonomy places the organism in Eukaryota, Metazoa, Chordata, Amphibia, Anura, Pelobatidae.